AAGCCACAGCAGCGGGCCCCACGCCACACUCCUCUUCCCACUCCCUCCCUCAGUCCUCCCGCUCCAGCUCCAGCUCCAGCUCCGUCGAUGCCCAUAAACCCCAACACGCAUAAAAGCAGGUGCCGUGCGGUGCCGGGGGAGCGCGUGACCACCACCCAGCCAAAGCCAUGGAGCUCGCCACCCGCCCCCCGCGCCACCAGCAAUAAUACAACCAACGACCCCCUACCGCGCCGGACAUGGGCAAGAAGGCCGGCGCCACGUCCUGGCUCACCGCCGUCAAGCGCGCCUUCCGCUCGCCCUCCAAGGACGACGCCGCCUCGCCCUCGCCCGCCAGGAAGGCCUCGCGUCUCCGCGACGACGCCCCCGCCCCCGCCGACGCCGACCACGACAAGGGGAAGCGCGAGCGCCGGAGAUGGCUCUUCCGGAGGUCCUCGCCCCCGUCGUCCCCGGCCCCCGCCGCGCCGGACCACCCGCACCCGGCCGUCACCGUCACGGAGGAGCAGCGCCACGCCAUCGCGCUGGCGGUGGCGACCGCCGCCACGGCCGAGGCCGCCGUCGCCACGGCGCAGGCGGCGGCCGAGGUGGUCCGCCUCACCCGCCCCCCCGGCGGCCUCGCCGCCCGUGAGCGCCGCGCCGCCGUCCUCAUCCAGACCGCGUUCCGGGGCUACCUGGCGCGCCGCGCGCUGCGGGCGCUCAGGGGCCUCGUCAAGCUGCAGGCGCUGGUGCGCGGCCACAACGUCCGGAAGCAGGCCAACAUGACGCUCCGCUGCAUGCAGGCGCUGGUGCGCGUCCAGGCGCGCGUCCGGGACCAGCGGAUGCGCCUCUCCCAGGACUCCAUGUCGUCCCUGUCCGUGUCGCUCUCCGCUGCCGGCGCCGCGGCGGCGCCGCCGUGCGGGAGCAGCAAGUCGUCGUACAGCGUCGACACCUCCACGUUCUGGGACUCCAAGUACACGCACGACUACGCCGACCGCCGCUCCGUCGAGCGGUCUCGCGACGGCAGCAGCUUCGCCGCCGACGACUGGGACGACCGGCCGCGGACGAUAGAGGAGAUCCAGGCCAUGCUGCAGACCAGGAAGGACGCGGCGCUCAAGCGUGAGAGGGCGCUCUCCUACGCCUUCUCGCAUCAACUUUGGAGGAACCCGGCGGAGGCGGCGGAUGAGAUGGACGUGGACGGCGGCGGGCAGCAGCCGCGGUGGGCGGAGCGGUGGAUGGCGUCGCGCGCGUCCUUCGACACGAACCGGAGCAGCAGCAUCCGCGGCGCGGCGGCGGCGCCCGGGCGCGCGUCCAUGGACCACCACCGGGAGCCCGUGAAGACGCUGGAGAUGGACACGGCGCGGCCCCUGUCGUACUCGACGCCGCGGCGGCAGGCGCCGUCGUCGUCCUCGCCGAUGCACCACCGCGCGCACCACGGGCACGGGCACUCUCCGGUGACGCCGUCGCCGGGGAAGGCGCGGCCCCCGAUCCAGGUGCGGUCGGCGAGCCCGCGCGUGGACCGCGGCGGGAGCGACACGCCGAGCCUGCUGCACUCGCAGCGGCACCACCACCACGCGGGGGCGGCGGCGGUGCCCAACUACAUGGCGGCGACGGAGUCGGCCAAGGCGCGGGUGCGGUCCCAGAGCGCGCCGCGGCAGCGGCCCGCGACGCCCGAGCGCGACCGGCUCUCCGGCGGCGGCGGGAGCGGCGCGAAGAAGCGGCUGUCGUUCCCGGCGGCGGCGGAGGCGCAGUCGCUGCGGAGCCCGAGCUUGAAGAGCGCGGCGGGGCGGUUCUCGUCGGAGCAGCGGUCGACGGUGUCGUCGUCGUGCGCGGAGAGCCUCGGCGGAGAGCCGGCGUCGCCGUCGUCCACCACCGACCUCCGCCGCUGGCUGCGCUGAGUUGUACUGUAACGUCAUCUGCCUUGGCAGCAGACACGACCACGUGCCCCUCCCGCGGCAUCUCUCUCGGUGUAAUUCAUGGCAGCUUUUUUCGAGCGGGACUGUGGUGUGGUGGGUCCCGCGUGGCAGAAGCACGCGGGCGGGCAGGCAGGCUGGACUGGAACUGGAAAGCGUAGGUGCGAGAAUCCGGCCCUUGUUUGGAUGCUCUCUGGAAUCCUAGUGCUAGAAGAGAAUGUUUUCUGCAUAAAUGAUCGGAUGAAUUCUAUUUGCAAAAUUUUUUUUGA
Messenger RNA from Panicum virgatum (switchgrass), 2155 nucleotides. RefSeq names its product protein IQ-DOMAIN 14-like. Gene Ontology annotation, molecular function: protein binding. The coding region runs from base 237 to 1871 and encodes 544 amino acids. The record is from RefSeq and is a predicted model, not a curated record. The transcript is spliced from 4 exons. NCBI's taxonomy places the organism in Eukaryota, Viridiplantae, Streptophyta, Magnoliopsida, Poales, Poaceae.